Messenger RNA from Knipowitschia caucasica, 531 nucleotides. The record is from the annotation of a GenBank genome assembly. NCBI's taxonomy places the organism in Eukaryota, Metazoa, Chordata, Actinopteri, Gobiiformes, Gobiidae.
AUGGAUCUACACCUGCUCUCUACAGCCUGUCUCCUUUUUGGGGGCGUCCAGAUCACACAGCAGACUCAAACCCACAUGAGCGCUGUGUCCACUUUCCUGUUUUCUCCUCGUGGGCCUCAGAUGUUCCCCUGUCUGACAUACUUGGAGCGCAAUGUGAGGGUGGACUGUGAGUUUCCUCCCUCCUAUCAGAUCCCUGGCCCGUAUUGUGAGUACAGACAGGACAGUCGGAUGGUGGGCACCACUGUCCCAAAUCAGGUCAUAUAUGUGAAUGUGGAGGACCGCAGAAGGAGCAACGUUAGCCUGGUCUACCCAAACCUGUGCCGCCUCAUCUGGGCGCCUCUGGCAGAUGAGACUCCAAAGACCUACACAUGCAGAGUGUACCAGGGCAGCAGCUGGAAAGAGAACAGCAUGGCUGUGCAUCACAGAAUCCUUCCAAUCUGCUCUGCACUAAAUAUUCAGUCAUCUUUAUGGUUAAUAAUGAUUGCUUUGUCUCUCCCUUUGCUUAUACGCCAUUUGAUUCCGUUAUCAUAA